Messenger RNA from Cyphomyrmex costatus, 6662 nucleotides. Its product is annotated as dystroglycan. The coding region runs from base 234 to 4109 and encodes 1291 amino acids. Gene Ontology annotation, molecular function: laminin binding; calcium ion binding. The record is from RefSeq and is a predicted model, not a curated record. Gene Ontology annotation, biological process: muscle attachment; axon guidance; nerve development. Gene Ontology annotation, cellular component: dystrophin-associated glycoprotein complex; sarcolemma; dystroglycan complex. The transcript has 15 exons. Lineage: Eukaryota; Metazoa; Arthropoda; Insecta; Hymenoptera; Formicidae.
CUACGGCGCGUUUCCGCACGAGGAUAUAUACGGAGGCGUGCGGGGGAGUCGCCGCCGGUGUCGUAAGCUUUUUCUUUAAACGGUAAGGACUCGUCGUACCCACCUUAUCGUCGUCGUCGUCGCCGCCGCCGGCCGCCGUCGUCGUCAUCGUCGUCCCUGGCGGAACACCUGCGCACCGAUACCGAGGCGUAGCAGCAUGGUAUGGUAUCAGUGACUGAGAACUCCCCCGAAACAUGAAGAAGCAUCCUUACAUCCUCGCGUGCGUCCUACUCCUGCUGCCUCUCUCAUUGGGCCUCAGUCUGCAAGAGGACGACCUGGUUUUUGACGAUGUCGGUGAAGACAACGACAAUGACAACGUACCCGUUGGCUCCGUCCUGAUAAAUCAUCAUUCGUCUCACGGCCGAUCCGAUCGUUACGAGCACGGAUCUCGUGAUGGUAGGAGGCACGGCUCUCGGGUCGAAAGGGCAUGGGGCGUGCCGGACUCCGUCGUCCCGGUCGGCCACAUCUUCAGGAUGAAAAUACCGCGGCAAGCUUUUUCGGGAAGCGUGGAUUUUUAUGAGGUUCACGAGACCGCAGAUCGCGAUCGUUUACCGCAAUGGAUGCACUGGGACGACGCCGUCUUCACUCUCUUGGGCGUGCCGUCAAAGAAGGACAUGGGCAAUUAUCACCUGAGCGUCACGGCUGUCGGCAAGCACCAUGACACCGCCAAGGAUCAAUUCGUCGUGCAAGUUAUACCUGAGAAGCUAGAGGAACUCAAGCAUAAGGACGGCAAGACGCAUUGCGACGACGGAGAGGACCAGACGAUCCUCACAAUUCUGCUGGAUGCGCGGAUGGACCAACUGUCGCCUACCAUUAGGGUGAAUGCCAUCGAAAAUCUCGCCGGAUUUCUGGGAAUGCACACGAGCGCAUUCUCGAUGCAUUCCCAAAGUAUCAAGGAUGUCACUGCACUGGAUUCCUCCGUCAUUUUUACCGGACCCGGGAAUGUUAGGCAUCACAAAAACAAAGAGAGUCAUUUAACUACCAUUCAAUGGCAGGUUGGCUGCGACGGUCACUUAUGGAAACAUCAAACAGAGUUGGUGAAACAAUUACGUGAGCAGGCGAAGGACGGUACUCUAGCAGAAGUUCUGCAGCUUCCUGUGCUGUCGUGGCGUGUCAGAACGGACUUGAACUCCUUCCUGAGAAACAGACGAGAAACUGGUUCCGGCGAUUACGGCGAUUCGGACGAUUAUGGCGGUUACGAUGACGACUACGAUGGUGAUUAUGACGAGGAGAACGAGGAAGAUGAUAACGAUGAUAACCUCGGCGUAUCGCCGACUUACGUACCAGACUCGAAACAUCCGCACCGGCAUCAUCACGGCGAGGAGACGAUCGGUUGGAAGGGCGAAGACAUCGAUGGGCAAGAGAUAAUACCGAGAAUGAGUCAAAGUGAAUUGGAAAAUAAAACUACAACUACAACAAGAACCACUGAACUUACUACAUCAUCACCAUCAACAACUACAACUACCUCCACCACUACGACGACAACUACCACUCAAGCCACGCCAACGACCGUAACCUCUACUAGUAGCACUACAACGACCAUCACAUCGGCUGAUAUAACAGCAACAGCUAGUAUCUCCACCGCUGUAGCUCCAUCGAUAGAAUCUCCGCGAUCAGAGACUACGGAUGAAGAAUCGUCGACGGAGAAAACGAAACCCGUGGAACCCGCCGAACCCGUUACCGUUUUACCAACUAUUCCUUCGGACAUUACUACGACUCCUCCUCCUGCAACCACUUUGCCGCCUUUUAGCACAUCGGCCACCCAGACUAGUGUCUUCGACAAAAUCGAGACGGAGAUCGUCGGUAUUACUAAUGUUACGACGGAAGAGUCGGAACAAACUACGACUUCCAUGAAAGAACCAACUACUGUACCAACAUUCAUCGUCACGGACGUUAAAACCACUACCACCACUCCUUCACCUGCAGUCAUAACGAAUGUUAGCGCUUCUACUAUUAUACCUGUAAUCGUAACGAAUGAGACAACUACGAUGCCAUCAACAUCGGAUCUUCGCACAACGAUAUCGAGCACAACACCGUCCACUACUAGCACGACCAUAAGCACCACAAGCACGACUACGACAACUACAACUACCGCGGCACCUACAACCACCACAACAACGACAACAGCUCGAAUUACUACGGAGAGUAUCGAGUAUGGUCAAGCCAACUUCCCACCGAGACGCGAUAGGAGAUUAAAGAAAAUACCAGUGACUGCCGGUAAACCAUUGAGUUAUGUCAUUCCGGCCGACACCUUCACCGAUUUGGAAGAUGGUAACACGAGGAGCCUAAAGUUGAGUUUGUACUGGCAAGGUGUGCCACUCAAAACAACACACUGGCUUCAAUUCAAUCAUCAUACUCAGGAAGUUUAUGGAUUACCUCUCGAGAAUGACAUAUCUACCUGGAAUUAUGAACUGGUUGCUAUGGAUAGAGAAGGUGCCAACGUUACUGACAGUCUCGAUAUUCAUGUUCAACAACAUAAGCUGAGUCGUAGCGUCAAUCACGAAUUUAGCAUUUACUUGAAAAUCGAUAAACGAAUCGAAUUUCCAACAGAUGUCGAUUGGGAACUCGAGGUAAUCCGAAGCUUGGCUGAACUUUAUGGAGACAGAGACACCCAGCAUAUCACAGUUCGUUCCAUCGAUAUCAAUACUGAUCGUGAACAAGCCAUUUUCAUAUGGACUAAUGAUAGUCUUCCAAGAAGUAGCGAGUGUCCGAGAGAACAUAUAAACAGAUUAUUGCGCGUACUCAUCGACAGUGAUGGAGAUCCAUCAGCUUCUCUAAAAGCAGUUCUUGCUCCAGAAAUCAGGGUAAAGCGUGUCGUGUUUCAAGGUAUUGGACAAUGCGAAGAUAUGAAUCGUCCCGAGAUACCAAAAGUCUCUACCGAAGAGCCGAAAGUGAAUUUCCCGCCGGUACCGAGGAAUCAAGUUGAUCAUGUUAAUGCGACAGUUGGCCAAUUACUCGUGUUUAAAGUGCCAGAAGAUACAUUCUUUGAUGCUGAGGAUGGAUCGUCACGAAAUAUGAAGAUGUCACUUUUAACUAUCGAUCGAAGACCUAUUCCAUCUUACGAGUGGCUGCAGUUUGACAGCAAGAAUCAAGAAUUUUACGGCGUGCCAAUGAUUACCGACAUUGGCCGUAAAGAAUAUCAGUUAGUUGUCGUCGAUAAAGAAGGUGCGAGUGCCACAGAUGGAUUGGUCGUUGUCGUUCAUUCAGCACCUCCCAUGGCACACACGGUAGAAUUCUCGAUGACGCUAGAUAUUUCUUACGAUUCUUUUGCGCAUUCUGCACUUCAGAAGCGUAAUUUUAUCGAGAAACUGCGUGAUCUCUACGGGGACAGAGACACGAACGCUAUCUUGCUGCACAACAUCUCAAACGGCAGUACCGUCAUCACAUGGCACAACAGAACUCUACCUACGUCGUAUUGUGCCCACGACGAAGUCAACAGGCUGCGAUCCGUGCUUGUGAAGAGCGAUAACGAUCGACGCUCCGUAACAGACGAGGUGUUGGACGUGAUGGGUUUGAAAUUCCCGGUGAAGCAGAUCACGGUGAUUCCCAUGGGAAUCUGCCUUGGUGAAUUAACGGGUGUUCACUCGCCGGAUAGCCACGUGCCACCAGUGGACGAUUCGACAUCCGUUGGCGCGUUCCAUGAUGAUUAUCUUCUCACCUUUGUCCUGCCAGCGAUCAUUAUCGCCGCUAUGCUUAUUCUGGCGGGAAUAAUCGCAUGCGUGCUACACAAGCGAAGACGUAGUGGAAAGAUGAGCGUCAGUGAACAAGAUGACGAGCGGCAGAGUUUCCGGAACAAAGGAAUUCCCGUGAUUUUCCAGGACGAGCUGGAAGAGAAACCUGAUCCUGGCAAUAAGUCACCCGUAAUUCUGAAGGAAGAAAAACCACCUCUUCCACCGCCCGAGUAUCAGAAAACCGAGGACGGCGCUGAUGUGCCGAUGUUGCCUAAGGAGAACUCCGAGGAACCGUACCAACCACCGCCGCCAUUCGCCACGAACCGUGACACCAAUCGACAAAAUCGUCCCAAACCUACUCCAACGUACAGGAAACCACCUCCCUACGUGCCUCCCUAACAAAAUACGGUACACUCGCCUACGCGAAAAUAUAUGCUAGCAAUGCUCGGAGACUCACCGAUACACAAGCAAAACCAAAUUAAUUAUAAAAAGCAAUCACGAAUUGGCGACGAUGACGAUCGUGGGACUCUGAACGUUUAUAGCGACGUUUAAACGAAAGCCCUUCUCCAUUCACCCGGUAUGAGACAAUAUACUGCUUUGCAAAGCGUGAAUGGAAGACUCUUCCGCGAGAACAUUCUCCGAAUUUACGCGCGUUUUUACUUAUUUUAUAUAUGUAUCAACAACGGCACAUCUCACCAUCGAUUUUACGAAAAAAAAAAAAAAGAAAAAAAUAUUCCUUAGUCGAUAUUCGCGAGAUCGACAUACACUCUCUUAAUCAUCUAUAUUUCACGCGAAAGAAAAAGGAAAGAUUUUCUAGGGAGUAUGGGAAUACAAAUCACGUGUUGCCUUUCGUAAAGAAUUCAAUUGUAGGGAAGGAUCCACUGCUCCGAACUUGAUACGCGAAUUUAGUUUAGAUCGUUGUAGAACCGAGACAGCGAUAGGAAAUAAACGUACUUUAUUCGACUUUGUAGAUUCGAGACAGCAACGAUACUCAUAAAUAUUUCAAUAAUCAGUGCCAUUUAUUAAGCAAUAAGGGUAUUCGAUUGUGAAUAACAAUCGUACGUAUAAUUAAUACGGUUCUACGGAUUUAUCGCAAUUACUGUAUACAGAGAGUCUCCAGGUAUCAAGAACGACGGAUUUAACGAAAUAAUUAUAUUACGCACCUACAACGUAUAUCACUGCCAGAACGACAAAUGCAUAGUGUGUUGCCAAGCGAGAAAGUUUCGAGAUAUAUACAGGGUGCGUCAGCUAAAUCCGAACAAAUAGUUUAUUAAAAUGUCAUUUUAUUCAGAAAAAACUUGAACAUAUACAACAAUUUUUUUUGUACAUCACUCGAGGGAUCCUUUCUGAGUUCUAUCACUCAAUAUAACUUCCAUUUGCUGCAAUCACUGCCUCGAUCCUUUGCCUAAGAUACAAGCUCUUUUUAACAGCUUCUUAUCUAAAUUCAUGAAUGCUGCUUCAAUAGCGGCUUGAAGGAUUGGGGUGCUUGUUAGACACUCUUUCAAUAGCGCUCCAAACGAAAUAAUCUAGAGGGUUUAAAUCUAAACUAUUUUGAGACGUCAGAAUUCCUUGGACCAAAAUACGUCUACGUUGUCAGAAAACUAAUUUUGCACUAAAUGGCUUGUGAGCUGGUGUGCCGUCUUGUCGAAAACUGUGCGGCCUUCCAGAGGCCGUAGUUUCCAUCCAUGGCUUCUCUACAGUCCUCAGAAUCCGGAGGUAAACUUCCUUCGUGAUGACUUUUCCUUAAAAAAGAAAAAUAAGGCGACAUAAUGUCACUUUCAUUGGAGAUGACACUAAGGACGUAUACAUUAGCCGGAAGCUUUGUCUUGAUUAUUAUGGGGACAUCCCCAAGAUGUAAACGGGCGACCACGGGUAUCCGAAUAAUUUCGGUCGGCGAACGUCCGGCGCGAAGCGCUUCAAUUAUCGCCGCUCUUCGGUUGCACUUGAUCUCAUUAACUCAUUUUGAGAUUAUACUAUACAUUUCAUACUUGCCCGUGUACCAACAGUCAUCUACUACCAAAGUCACAUAUAACAGAAACUUUAAAUUUUAUUUUGUUCGGAUUUAGCUGACGCACCCUGUUUAUGUAUAUAAUAUUAUAUAUUCUAAUUUCUUUUCUAAACUCUCCAUUUAGGAUAAUUCGUGGCGAGAUAAAUGAAACGGAAUUAAGUGUCACUUAAACUAGCUUGCUUGGCGACUGCUUAGUUAAGGAGAAAAUAUCAGAGAAUUGAAACGUUUUUUGAGACAUUUAAAGGAACGAUUAUGAUACAUGCAACGCCAUUGCAAAGUGACAGCAAAUGCUUCCAUUGGCACAGUAGGCCAUGCAGAUAACUUAUCUAAGAUAAAAAAAACUAAUUAUAGGUAAUAUAUACAAAUAUAAAUAUAUAUAUAUAAAUAUGUAUAUUAAUACCUAUUUGCCGUUCGAUAGACGUCAGUCUGCAGUUAUUUAGACAAUUUAAAUACUGCCAGACCAAUCAAGUUGUUUAGCAUUUACUUUUUGCUACGAAGGAGACCCACUGUUUGUUUCACGCACAAUCCGACGCUUUGCAAUUUUUAUGACUUAACAGCCGUAAUAUUUUUUUAUUUCUCAGAUCCGCGAAUUGUUCACGAAUGCGUACGAGUGAGUUGGCAUCGAAGGCUUAGCUCAGGAUGAAAAUAAAAAUAAAAAACGUGUUGCGCUACACAGCGACGGGACUAUUUAAUUUAGAUUUUUAUAUAGUUACCAAGCCAAAAAAUAAUUAAUAUUUAAAAAGGAGCGGAAGAGGUAAAGUAAUACGUAGGUUGUUCUGAAAAUUUCCGCAAGAUGGCAUUAGACGUCGUGUUACAUUAAAAUUGUUAAUAUGCUAACUUUAUUUUGUUUUUUAAUAACACUUUUUUUUUUUUCGAGAGAGAAAAUGAAUUUAUCACGAGAACAUUUCCGCGCGAUUUUGCGGAAACUUUCGAAGCAACCCUAG